This is a messenger RNA of Tachysurus fulvidraco (yellow catfish), 1308 nucleotides long. Its product is annotated as aspartic and glutamic acid-rich protein-like. Bases 189 to 839 code for a protein of 216 amino acids. The record is from RefSeq and is a predicted model, not a curated record. NCBI's taxonomy places the organism in Eukaryota, Metazoa, Chordata, Actinopteri, Siluriformes, Bagridae. The transcript is spliced from 2 exons.
AAUAACAUUGUGUUUUGGAUGACGAUAUCGUCAUAGACUUAAAUAUGGCUUUCGCUCUCCUGUACUCUCAUUUCUCUCUCUGAGAAGACGACACACUGAGUUGCACUCAGGACAUCUAACUAUUAAACUGUUACUGUUUAAAGGGAUCAUCUACAAUUCCAUAGAAAAUCCUAUCAGAAGAUCCUACUAUGAGUAAACCAAAGACAUUAAAUGAAUUGAGGCAUCUGGAGGAGUCUGGAUUUGGUCAACGUUAUCCAAGACACGGCCUCAAGCUGCUUUACUGGUUUGCUUAUGAAUCUCUGUAUUUUGAUGACUAUGAUAAAAUGCGCUGGAUGUACGACCCAGAGGAAGGAGAUUUUGAUUUCCACCUGUUCAGAAACAGAAUUGAGAAAAACGGUGAGAGACUCCUGCCUGAUGUGGACCUUUGCUACUACGAGGUGGGCAAUCUGAGCAGACCAGAAGCAUACAACCUGCCAGAUUACGUUCUGGAAGAUUACAACGAAGACCCUGAUGACAGUGAGAGCAACAUGGAGCGCAUCAUAUUCAGUGUUGAUGAUGAGUGUAUUGACAGAGUCUAUGUGACUGAGCACAGUGAUCAGGCAGAUUUCAACAAGGAAGCCACCUUUGGCAUCAGCAGGGGUCUGAUUAUGAUUAUCAAGCAGCUAACUUUAGAGGACUUCCUUGAAAAAACUGGGUAUUCUCCGGAAGAAGACUCUGAUGAAAGUUCUACAGACGAUGAACACGACGAUGACGACGAUAAUGAUGACGAUGAUGAUGAUGAUGAUGAUGAUGAUGAUGAUGAUGAUGACGAUGACAACGAUGACGACGAUGACAAUUGAUUGUGACUAUGUUGAACAACAAUGAUAAUGAUGAUGUCACUGACUUUAAUGAAGAUAAUGACUUAAACGACAAUGGCCAUAAUGAUUGUUAUUAUUAUAUUUAAGUUAUGAUAAGUAGUUACAAUUUUGAGAGAAGUAAGACCAUGUUCAAAUAUAAUAACAGAUGAAUAUAUAACCUAAUAUAAUGUAACAUAACCCAUGCUGCAUCAUGAGUGAUAUUUUGAGCAGUUUUAUUGUAAUUUUUUUAUAUUUGUUUAAAGGUGGUGUGCACGAUGUUUGAAAGCCAAUGUUGACAUUUGAAAUCACCAAAACAAACACGCCCCUAACCCAAAUGGGUGUGACCCCUGUUUUAAUAGCUCCCCCCCACACAUACAUACGUAACCCAGGCAACUAUUAUGGCGGAACCUGCUGGGGCAGCUGGCCGAGGGGAUAUUUUUAGCAAUACAUUAACUCAAUGAGUAAUACUAUG